Dibothriocephalus latus is the source of this 432-nucleotide messenger RNA. The record is from the annotation of a GenBank genome assembly. Lineage: Eukaryota; Metazoa; Platyhelminthes; Cestoda; Diphyllobothriidea; Diphyllobothriidae.
AUGUGGCGCUCCUCAGUCUCCACGGCCCCCAUCUGCACUCUGCAGAACGGCCAGUCCUAUUGGGACAACUCCACCGACUCCCCCUCAGCUUCCGCGACAACCUCCUUCUCUCUGCUGCCAUCGUCAGCCGCUGUUGUCUCCUCCUCCUCCUACUCAUCGUUCCAGCCCAUCACUGACGACGGUAGCACUGUUUGUAGUACCGCCGCCGCAGAUGGACAGGACCUGCACUUCUUUUCCCCGGUUCCCGACUAUCACCAACCCCUGAAACAACAUACUCAUCCCCAACAGCCGGCGUCGCUGCACAUGCAGUCGCAACACUACAAUCAUCAGCAGCCGCAGCAGCAUCCCAACUCGCAACCUCCACAACAUGGGACACCGGCUUCCUGCCACGAUCUCUCUCAGUCUGCUAUACCGAUGACCGCCUGUCUGUGA